AUGCCUAUGGGCCAAGCCCAAUCCUCUGGACAAACUCAGCAACAAAAUGCAAUAAACAAUUCCGCCCAGCAAAAGCAGCAGCAGUAUCUGUUGCAGCAACGAGCACAACAGAUGCAGCAGCAACAACAGAUGCAGAUGCAAGCUCGCCAACAGCAGAUGAUGCAACAACAGCAAAUAAUGCGACAGCAAAUGCAGCAACAGAAAGGAUCGCAACAGCAAGCGCAAUUCUCUGAUCAGCAGGCGAAUCAGUUAAGGCAUCAGCAACAGCAAAAUAGUCAGAAUACUGUUAAACAGCUCGGCGGCCAACAGACGCAACAGCAAACGGGACAGCAGGGAUCCACUCGGCAACAGCAGUCAAAUUUCGCACAACAGAAGCUUGCGCAGUCUCAACAAGCCCAGCCGCAACAGAGUCAGAAUCAGAACCAGAGUUUGCAACCUCCAACGUCACGAGGAGAAAGCCCAUCGAUCGAUUCCGGACUCAGUUUGGGCUUAGAAGAUUCGCUUUAUGGCAGCAUGAGCAACGAUCUAUUGCAAAUGCCGACGCCUUCCGGAUCAUCCUCGGUUGGCCUCAUGGACUUUUCCAAUGCAUUGUCGCCCACAAGUUUUGGCAGUAUGGGCUUGCUUGACUGGGACGACUCGACUGGCCAGGGGAAUUCAGGUCAGGGUGGCAAUGGCACGUCUGGUGGCGACACAUCAGAUCUCAUGUCAUUUGUGGAAACUUUAGUGACAAGCCCACUGUCCACUGCACACUUGCACAAAAGUAAUGAUUAUUAUUACGAAGGCUCACCCUUAAAGAAUACAAAGGCCAGGGUUUGUUUGCCCAGCCCCCAGAUGGAGACAAGCUUUGUCUCUGUCGGCUUGAAGCCAAUGGAGCUUAGCACGGUCAAGCACAUAAUUAUCCGCGCUUUUGAUGCCAAAAAAUCGGCAAGGAAGAGCUUCAAGUAUAUGAUCAUUGAGCUAGUCUUUAAGAAAACCGUAGCCUUUUGGCUAAGGACUGAGCCGCGAAUACAAGUGGCAGUCAAAUCGUGGUAA
Molecule: messenger RNA, 1032 nt
Organism: Plasmopara halstedii
Lineage: Eukaryota; Oomycota; Peronosporomycetes; Peronosporales; Peronosporaceae
Exons: 7
Coding region: 1-1032 (343 amino acids)
Source: RefSeq, a predicted model, not a curated record